GUUCUUGGCGUCUAACUCCAGCCUCAUCCUCUAACUUCGUUGUAGUCGUAUCUCGUAUGUGCUUCUAAGUUCUACCCGCUGCCUGUAGACACGCCGUUCUCUCUCUGGCUCUUCUGUCUCUCUCCCGCUCUCUUAUCUGGGGGAGCGAAGUGAAGAUUGUGGCUUCAGGAGACCAGACCACAACCAAGGAGCAGGGCCAUUCAGAUCCUGCAUCCUGUUAAAUGGCCAUCAUUCAUUGUGGAAGCACAUCCCUUGCCCAAUGGGGUACACGACCUCAGCUUAUGCCGAGGUCAUCAAUGACAAACAGAAUAGUGAUGUGCCAAUACAGCCUAGACAGCAGGAUGAGACAUCUAUCAGCGCCAAGUUCGAGCUUCUUAUCACGGGAAUCCUUGCCUGUGAUAUCUUUUAUGGGACCAUCCAAAACCUUGCGUCAACGUAGGGGAUCACGGUUUACAGUUAGAGCAGAUGCUGACUUCUAUUCUGUACUUGGAGUGUCAAAGAAUGCAACUAAAUCUGAGAUUAAAAGUGCUUAUCGGAAGCUUGCAAGGAGCUAUCAUCCAGAUGUGAACAAAGAUCCCGGAGCAGAGCAGAAGUUCAAGGACAUAAGUAAUGCAUAUGAGGUCUUGUCCGAUGAUGAGAAACGAUCUUUAUACGACCGAUAUGGCGAGGCUGGGAUUAAAGGCGCUGCUGGCAUGGGAGCAUCGGAUUUCAGCAACCCAUUCGAUCUAUUCGAGUCGUUAUUCGACAUGGGCAACAUGGGCGGUAUGGGUGGCAGGGGAGGCUCCAGAAACAGGGCAGUCGACGGCCAGGAUGAAUACUACAACCUCGUGUUAACAUUCAACGAAGCAGUCUUCGGCGUCGAAAAGGAGAUCGAAAUCUCCCUCCUCGAAAGCUGCGGCACCUGCAACGGCUCCGGAGCCAAGCCCGGAACAAAGCCAACAAAAUGCAACACCUGUGGCGGGCAAGGACAGGUCGUAACUUCAGCUCGAACCCCCCUCGGCGUCUUCCAGCAGGUGAUGACCUGCAACACGUGCGGCGGUGCUGGGGAAACGUUCAGCCCGUGCAACACGUGUUCUGGCGACGGACGAGUCAGGAAGGCGAAGCGAAUCAGCUUGAAAGUACCCGCUGGAGUGGACUCCGGCAGCAGGCUGAGGGUCCGGUCGGAAGGCAAUGCCGGGAGGAGAGGUGGUGGCCCCGGCGAUCUCUAUGUGAUGAUCGAGGUCAUCCCGGACCUUGUCCUGAAGCGUGAUGGCACCAACAUUCUGUACUCGUGUAAGAUCUCGUACGUGGACGCGAUAUUGGGGACCGCGAUUAAGGUCCCGACGGUGGAUGGGAUGGUUGAUCUGAAGAUCCCCGGAGGGACACAACCCAACACUACCUUGGUGAUGGCGAAGAAAGGCGUCCCGGUGUUGAACAAGAGUAAUAUGAGAGGGGAUCAGCUGGUCCGGGUGCAGGUCGAGAUUCCGAAGAGGCUGAGCAGCGAGGAGAGGAAGCUUGUUGAAGAACUUGCUGAUCUAAGGCCAUUCAGAUCCUGCAUCCUGUUAAAUGGCCAUCAUUCAUUGUGGAAGCACAUCCCUUGCCCAAUGGGGGACAAGACCUCAGCUUAUGCCGAGGACUUCUAUUCUGUACUUGGAGUGUCAAAGAAUGCAACUAAAUCUGAGAUUAAAAGUGCAUAUCGGAAGCUUGCAAGGAGCUAUCAUCCAGAUGUGAACAAAGAUCCCGGGGCAGAGCAGAAGUUCAAGGACAUAAGUAAUGCAUACGAGGUCUUGUCCGAUGAUGAGAAAAGAUCUUUAUACGACCGAUAUGGCGAGGCUGGGGUUAAAGGCGCCGCUGGCAUGGGAGCAUCGGAUUUCAGCAACCCAUUCGAUCUAUUCGAGUCGUUAUUCGACAUGGGCAACAUGGGCGGUAUGGGAGGCAGAGGAGGCUCGAGAAACAGGGCAGUCGACGGCCAGGACGAAUACUACAACCUCGUGUUAACAUUCAACGAAGCAGUCUUUGGCAUCGAAAAGGAGAUCGAAAUCUCCCUCCUCGAAAGCUGCGGCACCUGCAACGGCUCCGGAGCCAAGCCCGGAACAAAGCCAAUGAAAUGCAACACCUGUGGCGGACAAGGACAGGUCGUAACUUCAGCUCGAACUCCCCUCGGCGUCUUCCAGCAGGUGAUGACCUGCAACACGUGCGGCGGUGCUGGGGAAACAUUCAGCCCAUGCAACAAGUGUUCCGGUGAUGGACGAGUCAGAAAGACGAAGCGAAUCAGCCUGAAAGUUCCUGCUGGAGUGGACUCCGGCAGCAGGCUGAGGGUCCGGUCGGAAGGCAAUGCCGGGAGGAGAGGUGGUAGCCCCGGCGACCUCUAUGUGAUGAUCGAGGUCAUCCCGGACCCUGUCCUGAAGCGUGAUGGUACAAACAUUCUGUACUCUUGUAAGAUCUCGUACGUGGAUGCGAUAUUGGGGACCGCGAUUAAGGUCCCGACAGUGGAUGGGAUGGUUGAUCUGAAGAUCCCCGGAGGGACACAACCCAACACUACCUUGGUGAUGGCGAAGAAAGGCGUCCCGGUGUUGAACAAGAGUAAUAUGAGAGGGGAUCAGCUGGUUCGGGUGCAGGUCGAGAUUCCGAAGAGGCUGAGCAGCGAGGAGAGGAAGCUUGUUGAAGAACUUGCUGAUCUAAGUAAGGGUAGUAAAACAGCCAACAACCGAAGAUAGCCUAUUCGAAAAGAUUCAACAUUAGGACAAUAUGAUCUCGUAGAGGUCGUGCUCAGCAUAGUCGAACGCCAGGUAGAGUGACAUGUCGUUGUGGUUGAUGUGUACGUUGACGAGCUUCACAACGUUCUCGUGCGUUAUUUCUCGUAACAACAUGAUCUCGCGGAUGGCGGUGGGGGAGACACCGUCACCAUCUUUAGACUGCUUAAAUUUCUUGAUGGCGAUGGAUUUGCCACGGCUUGAAGGCGGUGACUUGGUUUUGGCCAAGAAUACAAGACCGUAAGUACCUUCCCCGAUCUUGCCAAUAAGGUUGUACUGCUGGAGCCAUUCUGGCUUCUCACUGUUGCCACCACCACCACUGCCUCUGUUGUUGCUACCAUCUCCCAUUGUCUUUCUAAGUUGAACAGCAAGCCCCAACUGAGCUCACCUCACAUCAGAGCAUGUUUUGUUGUCCAAGACAAUAAGAUGGAAAUGCCACCACCCAAUAGCUUGUUGCAAUUGUUAACUACAAAAAUUGACGAGAUGAAAGAAAAGGAUCAGAAAUGUCUCCAGUAACUACAAUCUUUCAAUCAGAAUAGUGUCAAGCACUACUAAAUCCUACAGACUGCACUUUGCAACAUUAGAACUAGAUGCAGAAGAGAUUUUUGAACUGGUCAAGAGCCAUAGAUAAGGGACUCAGAAUGAUAAAGAAUAGUGAGAACUAGGCACCAGCUUCCACAACACUUCGUUGGAAAAAUUCUCUAUCUAGUCCAGCUAUGGAAGACGCACUUAGGGUUCUUCGGCUGGUUUGUUAAGUAAACAAAUGUCUAAGCUUUUGAGCAAUCAAAUGAGUUCUUCCAAACCCAACAGCUGAAAUUUGCUGAAAAGUAUUAUACUUCUCCCACCCACAUCAUCUCUUGCGCAGGGGGGGAAAGCAGUAAACUUCAAUCGAUUGAAGUACCAACCAAAUUGCCCACAAAAUACCUACCUCUGCAGAACCAAAAAACACUCGGGAAACCGCAAAAUUAUUGAAAACAGCGAAGAAAGAAGGAAUUGCUUCGCUUACAGUAACUGAGAAACAAGAGCUGCGGAUCCGAAAAGCCAGAGUAACUUAGGAUCGGAAGAUGGCAUGAAAAGAACGAGGAGAUGAACGCCGGCGAACGGAGCAAGCGGGCGGUUGCAGGGACGCCUGACAACGAGGAGCCGAGUAGAGAGAGGGAGUUCCAGGUCCGGAUCCGAAUCAGAUGGCUGAAGGACUGAAAGAGAAGCUAGGUGGUUGGAUCUUUGGCCAAAAAUGGAGACAAAAAUUUAUGAACCGACGAAAAUACCAAGUCGGAUCUUCUUUUACCGUUGCCGUUUCC
Molecule: messenger RNA, 4033 nt
Organism: Linum tenue
Lineage: Eukaryota; Viridiplantae; Streptophyta; Magnoliopsida; Malpighiales; Linaceae
Source: the annotation of a GenBank genome assembly